Messenger RNA from Staurois parvus, 954 nucleotides. The record is from the annotation of a GenBank genome assembly. NCBI's taxonomy places the organism in Eukaryota, Metazoa, Chordata, Amphibia, Anura, Ranidae.
AUGGCGGCGGGGAAGGUUCCGGGUUCCAAGGAGCUCAUGCAGAUGGAUCUGUACGGACUGCUUGGUAUAGAAGCUGAUGCCGGCCAGAGAGAGAUUAAAAAGGCGUACAGACAGAAAGCCCUCACCUGUCAUCCAGACAAAAAUCCAGAUAAUCCUCGAGCUGCCGAGUUAUUUCACCAGCUAUCUCAGGCCUUGGAAAUACUGACUGAUGGAGCAGCAAGGGCUGCAUAUGAUAAACUCCGAAAAGCCAAGGAGGCUGCUGCCAAGAGGACACAGCAGCUUGAUGACAAAAGGAAGAAAGUCAAACUUGAUCUGGAGGCACGAGAAAGAGAGGCACAAGCGAGAGUAACAGAGGAGGAAGAAGUACUUGUUGCUCAAACAUUGGAACAAGAGAUAAUACGUCUUCGUGAAGAAGGAUCUAGACAGCUGGAGGAGCAGAAGAGGUUGAUACUUGAACAGAUUACGACGGAAAGGGAACAAAAGAUGCAAGGUAGCAGGGGAGGAAACACAGAGUGGGAAAAAGGACCUGCAAAAAUAAAGUUAAAGUGGAAAUGUAAAAAAGAAGAUGAGACAAAAGGGGGAUAUUCAGAAGAUGUUCUGAUAAGGCUUCUAGAGAAGUAUGGACAAGUAUUACAUAUUGUGGUAUCCAGCAAGAGCAAGGGAUCUGCAGUAGCUGAAUUUGCUACAUUUAAAGCAGCUGACCUUGCAGUGAGGAAUGAGAUUGGCUUAUUGAAUAACCCUCUCAAAAUUUCUUGGCUCAGCACACCACCUCCUUCUGCAGUGUCUGAUAAUCAGAGCAAGACCUCCUCAGGUUCUACCACUCAUUCAUCACAGAAUUCUGUACGAUCAGAGAGAGACUUUGAAAGUUUAGUGUUAAUGAAGAUGAGACAGGCAGCAGAACGUCAGCGUCUGAUAGAGCAACUGCAGCGUGAGGAUGAAGAGGCUGACGCCUAA